AGAGCCCUGCAUGGAGUGAGGUUAUGUGCUGGGAACUCCCGGAGGCCCAGAAAGGAGGUGCUCGGGAAGGCUUCUGGAGCGCAUGACGGUGCCGCUGCGUCCUGUCCGGGUCCCCGGGCCGUGGGAACUCGAGGCCUAAAUCAGCUCCCAGCCGCCCUUCCCUACCUGCCCGAAGAAGGACGGAGAGAAUGAAGACUCGUGCCGAAGUCUAGAAACAGAAUGAAGCAGCGAAGACGCCUACCACUGCAAGAGCACAACGCGCAAUUGGUCGAGCAGUGGGAAGGCUUUAGAAGGCAGAAAGUGCCCGCUGGAAGGAAGGGGAGGGCGGCGGCCUCAGAGGGGAGGCGCGCUUGGGGGCUUAGGAUGCCGUCUUUUAAGCCUUCCAAGAAUGGGGCAGAGCGGGAAGGGAGUGUUGGGCUCGACAUGCGACCUCGCGAUGCCUCCCCCGUGAGAGACCCGUCACCAUCUACAGUCAGUCUUCUAGAUAUUCUGCAAGAUAAGCUUAACACAAGGAGUUUCAUGAUCCUUUUCUCCAGGAUAGUGGUUCCCCUCCAGCAGCGGGGACCGAUCAUUUAGGACUAUCAUCCUGCCUAAGAUAAGGAAACCUUGAAGCUGGCCAACAGAUGACGUGGCCACCAAUCCAAACCAGGGAAACUGAAGUGAUGAAGCACAUCUGAUUCGGAGACAGAAGCCAGGAGCCCUUGUCUGGGCCUCACCACGUGCCAGCUGUGUACCCCAGGCAGGUCAGCCGCAGCGCCACCCUCAGCAAAGCAAUGAGAAAAUCACUGAACGGUGGGGGCCUGAAGAUGACGAAGGUGGCGUACCCCCUUGGGCUGCUCGUCUGCCUGCUCAUCUACAUCGCCUACAUCAAGUGGCACUGGGCCUCUGCCGCCCAGGCCUUCUUCAGCAUCACUGAGGCUGCCUCGGGGGUCCGCAGGGGCCAGCAGGCCCGCAGCCCCCCAGGGACAGCCACACGCGGUCGCGAGGUCUUCUACGGAAUCGUGUUCGACGCAGGAAGCACAGGCACCCGUGUGCACAUCUUCCGGUUCGCCCAGCAGCCUGGAGAAACUCCCACUUUGACCCAUGAAACCUUCAAGGCACUGAAGCCAGGACUCUCUGCUUAUGCUGAUGACGUCGAAAAGAGCACGUCGGGAAUCCAGGAAUUGCUGGAUGUUGCUAAGCACGACGUUCCCGUCGGCCUCUGGAAGACCACCCCUCUGGUCCUCAAGGCCACGGCCGGCUUGCGCCUGUUACCAGGAGAGAAGGCUCAGAAGCUGCUGCAGAAGGUGAAGGAAGUGUUUAAGGCAUCGCCUUUCCUCGUAGGGGACGACUGCGUCUCCAUCAUGAACGGAACAGACGAAGGAGUGUCAGCCUGGAUCACUGUCAACUUCCUGACAGGCAGUCUGCAGACCCCGGGAAGGAGCCGCGUGGGCGUGCUGGACUUGGGUGGAGGCUCCACGCAGAUCACCUUCCUCCCGAGAGCCCAGGACACCAUUCACACCUCCCCGCCCGGCCACCUGACGUCGCUCCAGAUGUUCAAUAGGACCUACCAGGUCUACUCCUACAGCUACCUGGGUCUCGGGUUGAUGUCGGCACGGCUGGCGAUCCUGGGCGGCGUGGAGGGAAGACCCGCUGAGGCCGGAAAGGAGCUGGUCAGCCCUUGUCUGCCUCCCGGCUUCCGAGGAGAGUGGGAGCACGCGGAGGUGACGUACAGAGUCUCCGGACAGACGGCAGGGAACAUCCACGAGCUGUGUGCCGGCCGAGUGUCACACAUCCUCCGGAGCAAAGUGCACAGAGCGGCGGAGGUGAAGGACGUGGACUUCUAUGCCUUUUCCUACUACUACGACCUUGCGGCGAAUGUCGGCCUCAUAGAUGCGGAGAAGGGAGGCAGCCUCGCUGUCGGGGACUUUGACAUCGCGGCCAAGUUCGUGUGCCGGACGGCGGGGACCAAGCCGCUGGGCAACCCCUUUGCGUGCAUGGACCUCACCUACGUCAGCCUGCUUCUCCAACAGUUUGGCUUCCCAGAGAGCAAGGUGCUCCAGCUGACUCGGAAAAUCGACAAUGUGGAGACCAGCUGGGCCCUGGGGGCCUCUCUUCAUCACAUCGAGUCCCUGGACAGACGGAAGCAUCUGACCUUGUAGUGGCUGUGCUGCCCCCGCCGUCCCCACAGGGGGGUGGUUCUUCCUCCUUGGGAACAGGCCCUUCUGGGGUCCCACCCUGUCACGAGGAGGCCACAGCUCAGGCCUAACACCUCCCUUCGACCUUGCGGACUCGCCCCUGCAUGGGCAGAGGGCUGGAGUGCAGCCCAGGCCCAGCACCCAUCCUGACCGCCUAGGCUCUGGGUGGCCGAGCUCCGGCCCAGGCAGGGGGCACACCAAGGCCGGGCUGCCGCCGCCCCCCCAACUAUCCCGCUGCAGGGCUGGGGCUGCAUCUCCAAUGGGGUCUUAUCUCCAGGCCCCCGUCUGGUCCCUCCCCCAUCCCUAGGCAGACUCCCCGGGUGGUUGGGGGGCUUGCACAGCGUGCCCUGGCUGCUGGGGACGAGCCACAUGGGGACCCUGGCGCCCUCUGGGCCAGGGGGUAGGCGGGACGCCGUGAGCUCCGGCCGCACGCGUGUCGGUCCUAGGUGUGGGCGUGUGGAGCCGCCCAGAGGGCUGCCACCUCAGGUGCUGGGCGGCUCCGGGCCCCCAAGCAGGAGGGCUGGGGACAGACCCCCUGUGCCGGGCCCAGCUCUUCGGAGGAGCCCGGGUGUGGGGGAGCCGCUGUGAAGUGCUCGUGUCUGUGCCGCCGAGUGAGGCUGCGGAGCCGGGCCGAGCCCGCACACCGGCUGUGGUCUGACCGGGCACGCCCUGCUGCCAGGAGCCAGCUGUGCCUGGCAGCCCCAUGCGUCCGUCCCCGGACCCGCCCUCGCAUGGCUCCGCUGGCAUCUGGGGCCACUGCCAUCCCAGGGGCUCCCCGGGGCACGGACUCGGCCCCCCAACCUGGCUGAGCCCCAGCAUCUCUGCAGUGAACCUACAGUCUGCAUAAUAAGCUGAACCUCGUGCGUUCCACCCAAAAUAAAGGGUUUACCAGGG
Molecule: messenger RNA, 3071 nt
Organism: Manis javanica (Malayan pangolin)
Lineage: Eukaryota; Metazoa; Chordata; Mammalia; Pholidota; Manidae
Gene: ENTPD6
Product: ectonucleoside triphosphate diphosphohydrolase 6
Cellular component (GO): Golgi apparatus
Molecular function (GO): hydrolase activity
Source: RefSeq, a predicted model, not a curated record